CACGUACCGCGUCUGCCUCCCGCUGCCGCGUCCUCGCCGGCGCCUUCCACCGGCGCGUUCAGACCUUCUAGCCCUGCUAGAUCCACAUCCCUUUCCACACUGGGGCUCUGUUUCAUGCUCCAUUUGAACCCAACGGAGUGCAAGAACGAACUUAAGAAAGGUGAGGCACAAAGCCCCCGAUAUCUCAACCACUUCGCCGCCGUCGUUCUUCCGCCGGAGCCUACAGAAGAGCCAUUGACGGCUACCAGAUAUCUAGCCGGGGUAACACAUCUUUCCGUGACACUUGUUGCAUGUGCUUGUGUGUGCUGAUUACGGUGGUUUCCUGUGACCCCAAGGGAAUCGAAGUGUUCCACAGCGAAGAUGCCUGGUCUAGCUCUACCUAACCAUGAUGCAGCGAACAAUGGAUGUGGAUUCGGAUACCCCAGGUCUGCAGACCAUAGGUGUGGUCAGCAGUCAAGAGCUCAGUUAUCUCCAGAUGAGGAACUUACUCCCGAGGAAUGUUUGACAUUAUACUGCAAACCAGUUGAGCUGUACAAUAUUAUUCGACUAAGAGCCACUGAAGAUCCCCCUUUGCUUCAAAGAUGCCUUUCUUAUAAGAUAGACGCAAGACGAAAAAAGAGGAUACAUAUAUCGGUAUCAAUUUCUGGAAGCGCAAAUAAUGAACUGCCAGCACAUUGUAUCUUUCCUCUCCAUGUUCUGUUUGCUAGAGCUACUAGUAAUGAUUCGCUUGAUGGGCAUUCUCCAGUGUAUCAGUUCAGCCGGGCUUGUCUCCUGACUUCUUUUUGUGAAUCUGGAGAUAGUGACCACACUAAAGCUACGUUCACCAUCCCCGAUCUGAAGAGUUUAGCAACCUCCCAAGUUUUCAACCUUAACAUCAUCCUUAUUAGUUGUGGCCAACAUGGACAAAAUCUUAGUGGAAACUUCUCAGAGAACCAUAUGGACUAUUCUUCUCCUCAAAAGCUUGGAGGUCAAUGUUUCUGGGGUAACAUACCAAUUGAUUUACUUUGGUCAUCUUUGGAUAAUUGCGUAACUUUAAGUUUGGGGCGUACUGUGGAAUUGACAUCGGAAGUAAGCAUGAGCCCAGGCUUCAUAGAGCCAACAUUUCUUGAGUGUGGCAGUUUCUUGACAUUUUGUUCUCGAAAGGCAGAUGCUACAGGUUCAUAUAAACUACAAGCAAGCAUAGAUGCACAAGAGGCUGGUGCAAAAGGCAGGGAUGUAUAUCCUUAUAGUCGUUACUCAUAUGCUGAUGUCCCACUUUCGUCAUUAGCACAUAUCAUAAGGUUAAGAACAGGCAAUGUGCUCUUUAACUACAAGCACUGCAAAAAGUUGCUACAAAGCGAAGUUACAGAAGAUUUUUCUUGCUCCUUUUGCUUGGUACGGUGUGGAAGCUUCAAGGGUCUGGAAUAUCAUUUAACCUCAUCUCAUGAGCUAUUCCACUUUGAGUUCUUGGUAUCUGAAGACUGCCAGGCUGUUUAUGUUAGUCUGAAGACUGAUACCAGGAGAGAGGAGCUUCUAGCUACUGCAGGAGAUGAACGAGGAGAGAGAGUAUUUUUCUACAGAUCAAGGUUUAAGAAGAGGUGCCGAAGAUUAGAAACAACAAUCGAGAAGACCAAGCAUGUACAUCCACAUAUCAUGGAACCAGGAUCAUCUGGAAAGACUAUUGCUGUGCAGAAACAUAAUGUGGAAUCAAGAUCGCCAGGAAAUAUGGGUCAUGUACAUGCACAUACUAGGGAAUCAGGAUCAUCCAAAGAUGCCCAUAAAGAGUCAGAAGUGGAUUAUGUCCCAAAGGAAAAUGGGAUUUCUGUGCCACAAGCUUCAAUUGAUUCUCAUCCCGCAUUACACGGUAGCAAUCAUUCAACACCAGCAGUUCUAGAGUUUGGGAAGACAAGGAAGCUCUCCGUUGAUCGAGCUGACCUCAGAAAUCGUCUAUUGCUGCAAAAACGUGAAUUCUUCCAUUCUCAGAAGGCACAGAGAAUGGAACUAGAAGAAGUUUUGGCAGAUCAUGACAGUGAAGACGAAAUUGAUGAUGACAUCGCUGACUUUGAAGAUAUGACGAUGCUUGAUGGUUUUUCUGAUGUUACAAAAGACGAGAAGCGUAUUAUGUAUAUGUGGAAUUCAUUUGUUCGAAGACAAAGAGUACUAGCCGACGGUCAUAUACCUUGGGCUUGCGGCGCGUUCUCCCGGCAGCACGGACAGGAGCUCGUGCACAACCCUGCUCUACGAUGGUGCUGGCGAUUUGUUAUGAUCAAACUCUGGAACCACAGACUGCUUGACGCUCGCACCAUGAACACCUGCAACAAGUUUCUCGACGACCUGGAAAGUGAGAACUCCAACCCCAAGCAAACUUGAUUCGUGGAAAACAUUGGCCAGGUCGAGAAGGGCCGGCCGUAGGGCCCGUGGAUGGUGAUGCUUUGUGGUGGUGCAAAGUGACACAUUUUGAUUCCUGGCGUGCCUCGUUGACGGUCACAGGAUUUACCGUUCGGCGACAAUGACCUAUUUUGGGACAAGUGUUGUGGAGUUGUUGUGCGCUGUUGAAAUCAAACAAGGUAGAAGGUUUGUGCACUGAUGUAAUUGUUUUCCAAGUCAAUGAUUAAUUCAUAAAUUUUGUAAUGAGUUGGGCUGAUUUUGCAAGUCACAGUUUGGGGACUGCUGAUUACUAAUAAAACGUGAUAUACACA
Messenger RNA from Lolium rigidum, 2678 nucleotides. Its product is annotated as polycomb group protein EMF2B-like. Gene Ontology annotation, molecular function: chromatin DNA binding. Lineage: Eukaryota; Viridiplantae; Streptophyta; Magnoliopsida; Poales; Poaceae. The record is from RefSeq and is a predicted model, not a curated record. Gene Ontology annotation, cellular component: nucleus. Bases 361 to 2349 code for a protein of 662 amino acids. The transcript has 23 exons.